This is a messenger RNA of Fulmarus glacialis (Northern fulmar), 1364 nucleotides long. It is a transcript of the gene UTP3, whose product is annotated as UTP3, small subunit (SSU) processome component, homolog (S. cerevisiae). The annotation marks the transcript as partial. Lineage: Eukaryota; Metazoa; Chordata; Aves; Procellariiformes; Procellariidae. Gene Ontology annotation, cellular component: nucleolus; small-subunit processome. The transcript has a single exon. The record is from RefSeq and is a predicted model, not a curated record. Gene Ontology annotation, biological process: maturation of SSU-rRNA from tricistronic rRNA transcript (SSU-rRNA, 5.8S rRNA, LSU-rRNA).
GAGGAGGAGGAGGAGGUACAGGGACUGGAUCUUUAUGUGGACCACAGCGCAGAAGAGGAUGAAGAAGGUGAGGAGGAGGAGGAUGGGGAAGGCAAAGAGGAGGACAUAGAUGAAUUUGAAGAUGAAGAUGGGGACCUGUCCAUGGAAAGCGACUUGGAGGAGCGCCUUCAGGACACCAAGCUCCCACACGAGCUCUCCUGGGGCCAACGCAAGCAGCUCUACUACGACACGGACUACGGGAGCGAUGCCCAGGCCAAGGGCAAGCGUAGCCAGCAAGAAGUCGAUGCUGAGGAGGAAGAAGAGGAGCAGGAGGCUCAAGUCAUCCAGAGGCGGUUGGUGCAAAACUUGGGAGAAGAUGAUUACGGGCUGGAUGUGAUCCAGGGCUAUCUGGCUGAGCGGCAGAAAACCCACGAUAGCAAGGGGCAGAAGAUUGACAAGGAUUUGCAGGCCCUUUCCAAGAAGGAGAAGCUGAAGCUACUGAAGCAGGAGUCCCCUGAGCUCUUGCAGCUGAUUGAGGACUUUGAAGUCAAGCUAAUGGAGCUCAAGGACGAACUGCACCCGCUGCUGCAAAUGGUCAAAAAUGGCACUAUCCCGCAAGGGAAAGGCAGUCGCUAUUUGCAGACCAAGUAUCAUCUCUACUUGAAUUACUGUGCCAAUAUCAGUUUCUAUCUGGUUUUGAAGUCCAAGAGGAUGCCGGUUCAUAGUCACCCCAUUAUCGAACGGCUGGUUGCUUAUAGAAAUAUAAUCAAUGACCUAGCUGUUAUAGAUCAAAAGUUAUCCUCACAAGUUCGCAUGCUUUUGAAAAGCUACUAUGAUAAGAAGGAAGAUAAAUUACGGAAGGAGAAGAAGUUUGCGGUGUUUCUCCCACUGGAUGUUAAGAAAAACAAAUCAAAAAGCGCUCCUGCACUUGCUAGUGGCCGGGCUACUGCUGAUGAACCAUCAGAUGAGUCGGACCUGGAUGAAGAGGCUGCCCUAAAAUACUAUAAGAUGAUGGAGGAGAAGUUGAAACUCAAGAGGAAGAGAACUGAAGACCAAGACACGCUUGAAGAAGACGUGGAGUUAGAAGGAGAGGAUCCAAACAAAAAGAGAGGUGUGACCUAUCAGAUGAUCAAGAACAAAGGCCUCACGCCCAGAAGGAAGAAGAUCGAUCGCAACCCCCGGGUCAAGCAUCGGGAGAAGUUUCGGCGAGCCAAGAUUCGCCGCAAGGGCCAGGUCCGUGAAGUUCGGAGGGAGUUGCACAGAUAUGCCGGGGAACCGUCUGGCAUUCGCGCAGGAGUUAAGAAAAGCAGGAAGCUUCGGUGAUACUGAUUUUUGUCUGUUUCUGAGAGCUGCGAGUAGCACUACUGAAUCCAAUAAAAAUUUUA